Pygocentrus nattereri (red-bellied piranha) is the source of this 1571-nucleotide messenger RNA. Its product is annotated as (Lyso)-N-acylphosphatidylethanolamine lipase-like. The record is from RefSeq and is a predicted model, not a curated record. Gene Ontology annotation, cellular component: lipid droplet. The transcript has 8 exons. Gene Ontology annotation, molecular function: phosphatidylcholine lysophospholipase A1 activity. NCBI's taxonomy places the organism in Eukaryota, Metazoa, Chordata, Actinopteri, Characiformes, Serrasalmidae. Bases 105 to 1154 code for a protein of 349 amino acids.
CUGAGUUUGGGGAACUGAGAGAAGAGGAGGUUCCUGCAGUCGAGAUAAACGAGCCUGUUCAUGCUCGACGCGGCUUCGGGCUCGGGGGUCUGUCCUUCAGCGCGAUGCAGGAGGAGGGAGAGGGCGACGGGAGGGUAUCAGGAUGGGGCUGGUGGCCCUCUUGGCGUCCUACAUCUGCGUCCCUCCUGAAGCACACAGAGACAAAAAUACUGGAUCGUGUUCAGAACGACCUGUGGGCUCGAUUCGUCUCACUGCCCACCCAGGACCGAAUCUGGACUCUGACCAUAACCCAUAAAAGUCUCAGGGAAGCUCCAAAGCCAACCUCUCGGACUCCACUGGUGAUGGUGCAUGGCUUUGGUGGAGGGGUGGGUUUGUGGAUCAGGAAUCUGGACCCUCUGUGUCGAUCUCGGCCCGUCUUCGCCUUCGACCUGCUGGGCUUCGGACGCAGCUCACGCCCCCGUUUCCCGCUGGACCCCGUCCAGGCCGAGCAGCGGUCAGUCAUCUCGAUAGAGCACUGGAGGCAGGCCCUGGGCCUGGAGAACAUGAUCCUAUUGGGUCACAGUUUGGGUGGUUACCUGGCAACAUCCUAUGCCAUACAGUACCCUGAGAGAGUUCGUCACCUGAUCCUUGUGGACCCCUGGGGUUUCUCGCAUAUGCCUGCAGAAGGGAUUUCCAAGCUGGGCUGCCCACGCUGGGUGGAAGGGCUUAUAGCCGUGGCCUCCUUCUUCAACCCUCUGGCUGUGAUCCGUGUCGCAGGGCCGUGGGGCCCUAAGUUAAUUAGUCGUGUUCGGCCAGACUUCAAAAAGAACUUUGAGGAGCUUUUUGAUGAUGAUACCAUUAUGGAAUACAUCUAUCACUGCAAUGCACAAACUCCCAGUGGAGAGGUGGCUUUCAGAGCUAUGUCUAAUUCGCUGCUCUGGGCGAAGAGACCCAUGCUGGACCGGAUUCACCUCUUGCCUCCUGAGCUUCCGGUGACCCUGGUGUAUGGAGGGCAGUCGUGGAUGGACAGCAAAACAGGAGAGAAAGUGGCCCAGCUUAGACCUAACAGCUACACUCGCACAGUGGUGUUGGAAGGAGCUCCUCAUCAUCUUUAUGCUGAUAAGUCUGAAGCUUUCCAUGCUGUGGUGCAGAGCGUCUGUGACGCCGUGGACUGAACCAUGGUCGUGUAAAUGUGUGCACUUGUACAAAAGAGAGUGUUUAUUUCUAAUAUUGGGCUACAAAAUUCACUUUUUUAAUAAAUAGUUUUUCACAUUAAUUAUUAACUAUUGUGCCCUGCGAUGGUCUGGCGACCUGCCAUGGGUGUCCAUCCGCCCGAUGACCGCUGAGAUAGGCUCCAGCAACCCAGAAAGAUUAGCGGUUUAGAAAAUGUAUGUGUGUAUUAAUUAUUGUUGGGGUUGCAGGCACAUGGUUGGACUUCAAGUGUGCAAUAACUACUGUUUUCUUAAAAUUGAGGUCAGUGUGCAUUAAAAUAUAAGUGUUUAAAGCAACGUGCUAACGCGCCUCUAAUGCAAAUAAAUGUUUUUACUAACUGUUGCAACUGUCAGCAAUCAUUAACAUGCUUUUUGAUUAAA